This is a messenger RNA of Mercenaria mercenaria, 4878 nucleotides long. Its product is annotated as NAD(+) hydrolase SARM1-like. The coding region runs from base 522 to 3086 and encodes 854 amino acids. Gene Ontology annotation, molecular function: protein binding; NAD+ nucleosidase activity; signaling adaptor activity. Gene Ontology annotation, biological process: signal transduction; negative regulation of MyD88-independent toll-like receptor signaling pathway; response to axon injury. Lineage: Eukaryota; Metazoa; Mollusca; Bivalvia; Venerida; Veneridae. The record is from RefSeq and is a predicted model, not a curated record. The transcript has 12 exons. Gene Ontology annotation, cellular component: dendrite.
AAAAAUGUACUAAUGAUACUGUAUGGUAAAUAGGCAAUUGAGAAAAUACUCGGCUCUGGAUAUAGAAAUAUUUUUGCCACUGAAGUGUUGCUGAGACGUAAUUGCCUGCAGUAACUAUGUCAGUUCGUUGAAUGAUGUAUAAGUCUCUGAUGAUACAAACCUACUGUGAAUAUUAUAAUACAAAUGUGUGAAAAAAAAGAAGAUUUUUGGAAUGAGCAGACGUUUUUUAUGAAAGCUGGACUGGUUAAGAGUUUUGUUUUCACAGUGAAUCAAUACCUUGCUAGUAAUAAAUGAGAACCAGACAAAAAAAUCAAUGUUCUGUCAAAUGCUGUGGCAUCCUGGAGUACGGAAACAUGUAAUUUGUUCUAUUGGAGUAUAAAGCCAGGGAAAUAAGCAACAGAUACAGUGAGCUUUGUGCAAAUUUCAACAAUGAUUUUACAAGUUUUGGCUAGGAAAUAGCCUUGCUACCAUAUGCCUGAAUUGACAGGAGACUGACACUGUUACUUUGUGGGAGAAAUAAGAUGGCAGAAGCAAAUCCAAAACAUUUAACAGGAAAGCUUCCUGACCUGUUAAUAGAAGAGGACAGGGGUGAAGGACAUUCGUUUUGUUUCAAAUCUCUGGAGCGGUCCAAAUCUGAGGCAGCUCUUCUUCAGGGGAAACGAUCCCAGCACCACAGUUCAUUGAGUUCACAGGACAGCACUGAUCCAGGGGACCUACAUAACAUUUCUGAAUGCUCUAAAGUCUAUUUUGAUCUUUCGAAAGGCGAAACUUUUGAAGAGCAUACGGGUAAAAAUGUCUUUUUUGCACCAUCAAGGUCAAACUCUGGUCGCUUUUUAGAAACUAUACAUCAGAACGAAGAACUGCGUGUAGAUGAAAUGACCUUGAACUACAGAGAUCACCGGUCAAUAUCUGUUGGAAGUACUUCAAGUAUGGACAGCAUGGAUGGGCGUUUCUUUCGUGCAGAUACAGAUGGAAGUCAAGAUGGCGCUAACUUCCUUUCGACUUUUGAAGCUCUUUCAGUCUCAUUGAAAGACAAAAUAACGAAAAUUAUAACAUGUGAGGAAGAGGCAGAGCAGAUUGAAGUCCUAAAUGAUAUCAAUAUUUUGAUUGAUCAAGCUUGGUCGACACCUACCAUUGGUAGAGAUUUAGCGUACGGCCUUAGUGCUAUCAUUAAUCAAGAAAAAGCUUUAGACGCAAUUCUUAGAUAUUGUUUGCAAGGCUCGAAAUCAUUGUUAGUGUCUUCAAUUAAAGUUCUUGAGCAGGUUUUGACCACAGAUAACAGGGAAUAUGUGGCUGCUAAUGGAUUAGAUCCACUUGUUCAAAUGUGUUUGAAAUAUAAAGAUGAUCGCGAAAUUGCUCAAAUGACAACAGGAAUUCUAGAGAGCAUGUUUAAGACGUCCGAAGACACAUGUCAAAGACUAAUCGACCUUGGAGGACUGGAGGUCAUUUUGUACUGGUGCCGAGGUCAAGAUCGUCUCACUUUACGGCAUUGUGCCAUAGCUUUAGCCAAUCUGUCUUUGUACGGAGGACCAGAAAACCAUAGCCAAAUGAUACAUCUAAAAGUUCCAGAAUGGUUAUUUCCCUUGGCAUUUAACGAAGACGAUAUAGUGCGAUAUUACGCUUGUUUAGCUAUUUCUGUGUUAGUCGCUAACAAAUUAGACAAAAAAAUUGAAACAGCUGUUCUGAAUUCGGGAACUCUAGCGCUAGUGUUGCCGUUUAUUACGAGUCAUACACCAAUGGAGUUUGCUCAGAUGGAUCUCUGGCAUCGUCACGGAAGGUCACAUGAAUGGUUACAAAGACUUGUUUCCGUUCUAACAAGUAAGAGACAAGAACCACAGGCUCUUGCUGCAUUCCACUUUGCAAUGGAAGCUGGGAUCAAAUCUGAACAAGGGAGGAAAAAGAUUUUUACAGAAAUAGAUGCCAUUGAGCCCCUGAAGAAGGUUGCAAGUACGAGUCCAAAUCCAACUGCCUCCCGCUUAGCUGCAGAUGCCCUGAAAAUACUGGGUGAAGAAAUACCACAUAGGCUGUCCCAAAAUGUUCAACUCUGGUCUAACGAAGACGUCAUAUUCUGGGUCUCACAGAUCGGGUAUUGUGACUACAUUCCACAGUUUAAGAAGUGUGAUAUUGACGGGGAUUUGUUGUUGAGAAUUACAGAAGAUGAUCUGAUAGACAGUAUUAACAUGAAUCUGUCUCUAGCUAGAAAAAGAUUCAUGAGGGAACUACGAGACCUGAAGAUUUCGUCUGAAUAUACGUCAUGUGACCCAACCAAGCUUGAUGAUUGGCUGAAACAGCUGUCACCUGAGCUAGGCCAGUACACGUAUCAGCUUCUAUUGGCAGGUGUGGAUAGGAAUUUUCUGUGUCAAAUGUCUGAAGAUCACCUCAGAGAAGAUUGUGGUGUAACUAAUGGGGUGCAUAGAGCCAAAAUUUUACAACAAAUUAGAGAACAAGUGAUGCACCGAAUGUGUUCAAAGUCUAGUGUUGAUGUAACCGAUGCUCCUGACACUUAUACUGGUGAUAAAACUAUAGAUGCCUUCAUAAGUUAUAGAAGAUUAAAUGGAGCCCAGUUAGCAAGUCUUUUGAAGGUUCAUCUUCAGCUGAGAGGGUUUUCAGUUUUCUUAGACAUCGAGCGGCUGAACGCUGGAAAGUUUGAUGAAGGAUUGUUAACCAGUAUUGCACAGUCCAAGAACUUUAUUCUUGUUUUAACAGCUGAUGCUUUAGAAAGAUGUAAAAAUGAUAUCCAGAAAAAGGAUUGGGUCCAUAGGGAAAUUGUUGCGGCAUUAGAAAGCAAAUGUAAUAUCAUACCAAUUACCGACAACUUCGAAUGGCCGUCGGGAGACACGUUACCGGAAGACAUGAAGCAGAUUUGUUUCUUUAACGGAAUAAAGUGGAUACAUGACUACCAGGAUGCAUGUGUCGAAAAACUAGAGAGGUUCUUGAGGGGCGAGAAAAAACCUUCCCUUCAUGGUCUCGGCUCAUCUUUCGAAGAUAAUCCUCCCCAUGGACAACCCCAUGGUUAUGAUCCUGUAGUGAGGCCCAAACGGGGACAGAUGCAAGGAAUGGGGGCCUCUUUCGAAGACUGUUUAUGAAUGUUUUAGAUAGAAUAUUAUUAAAUUUUGUUGUUCAUCUGUGAUUGGUGUACAUGGAGAAGUGCUUAUAGAACAUGUGCAAACAGUAUGAAAAUUUUGCUUCGGAGGAUCGCUUGUCAUUUUGGGCAGAUACAAGUAAAUGGAGACUUUUUUUUCUUCUGCUUAAUUAGUGUUUGCCCAAAUGUGGUUCAAUGCUUACUGGUAUGACACCACACAAACUUUUCUGCUAAUGUGUUAUUUGCUUACUUUAGCAGAAAGGGAAAAUGUUGUUCUUGGACAUUGUCGCGGUGUGCCAAAAGAAGAAUUUUGGAGAUAUAUAUCAAGCUUUACGUGACGGAAGAACACCCCAAGGGCAUUAUUUCAGGCAGGCAUCAAGACAAAACAACCUACUUGCAAUUUUUUACCAGUUUGCGAAUGUGAAUAUUCCAAUUUCUGUCAAAAGUUCAUAGACCAAAAGUGCAUGUCAUCCAAAACAAAAAUCUUUAUUGCAGUGAAGAAGUUAAAUGUAACACUCUUGUCUGACAACAGUUAAAAUUUGCUCUACAGCUAAGGCUUGUCUUGGCUAGAAAGAUAAAACCUUCUCACAUGCUUUCUUCAUGCUUUCAGUAUUAAACAGUACAGGGAGUUCCCUGGGCAUGCAGGAAAAUGUGUGUUUGACAUACUUCACUGUAUAAAUAUGAACAGAUAUUCCAACAUGACCCGAUUUGUUUUCCUAUUAAACAAAGAAGGCUGAAAACUGUGUGUUAUUAUUCAACAAUUCACUUCUGACAUCACAAUUAUUAUGUCAUAGCGUUAAACGGCAUAGCGGUGCGCUGGAAAAGAAAUUAACAGAUAUCAGGCAAAUAUUUGAUGGAUAUCGUCAAGGACAUACAUAAUCCUUGAUAACAUGUUAGAAUCGAAAUAAUAUAUCUCAAACAGUGAUUUGAUUUUUGCUCAUGAAUAAAAUCAUUGUCGUUUAGAUGCGUAUUAUUAUAUCACUCGGGAUGCGCCCUUGUGAUAUAACUCCUUUGCAUCUAAACUCCAAACAAUCAUUUUAUUGAGUGACAAAUCACUGUUUGGGAUAUAUUAUUUCUUAAAUAACAGAUCAUUAAUUUUCUGUAUGUUGGUCAGUGAAACUUAGUAGAGAGAUUGCUAUUUCAGUCAUACUAGUUGUAGGGCAUCCCAGUAUGUAAUCUAGUAAGCGUCUGCUAGAAAUUGUCCAGCAGAUCAUUCAAAGUUUAGAUUGUGAAUAUCUUUUUAUGUAAACUUCGUUUUUUAUAUGUGUAAGUUUGUUAAAAUUUCACUUUCCGAAGUUUUGCACUCCAGGCACAUUUGACCGAUUAAAAUCAAACAUGCCCAGUCAUUUAUCUUAUGAAAAUCAAACACAUCCAGUCAUCUGUUUUCAAUUUUAAAAGUCAGUCCCUCUAUUCUAAGUUCCAUUGGCAAAUAGUUGUUGUCUAUAACAGGAGCUUAAGGUAUGUAUGUUGUAUAUAAAACCAGUAGCUUCCUGUUAUUUGUAUGGUGUACCAAAUGGGUCAAAAGUAGUAAAUGACCAAUUUUCUGACAUUUUUUUAAUGAAAGGACAAUUAAUCCUCAUCAUGCUAGACAUGACUGAUUCUGCCUUUGAAAUUGCAAGUUCUCCAAUGUCAAGUGUGUAAUCUGCUAAAUACAUACAGGCAUAUUGUUUUAUAGUUUGUUAAUUUUGCCCCAUUCGGUUUCUCAUAUAAGUAUUGUAUUAUAUCAUGUGAAAACAUUGUUUUUAUUCCAGUGAUUGCUAGCAAUUUUGUGCAGUAAAAUUUGUCACCAGAUAAAA